GUACUGCAAAGGGACAUCGAAGCGCACGGCCGCAUCGUCAGCUCCGUGGUUAAAUUGAGCGAAAGAAUAUCCGGCCAACAAAAGGAGGAGGAACCUCCGUCUCAGGCAGUUCGAGUGGCCAGGUCCCUCGAAAGGCGCUGGCAUCUCCUAUUCCUGCGCGGCUUGGAAUGGCAGUGUCACAUCGAGACCCUCGCGUCACGCAAGUCCUCCAAGAGCCUAGGGUCUAGUCGGUACAGCAGCGACAGCGAGGAAGAGCCAGUCACGAAACAGCCUCGACUCAGUCGCAGGAAAUCACGGGAGCAUGGCAGAAGUUCCUCCGACCAAUCUGGUCAUUCUAUGCGGACAACUCGCCCGAAACGGCCCAGAGCUUCCAGACGACAGGAUUACGAUUCAGCCAGCUCGAGAGAUGAUCACUUCGACAGCGACGUGUCGAACGACAACAGGUUCAGCGACGAUGGAUUGUAUUUCGAGGAUGAGCUGUCUCAGUUUUCUGUGAUGGAUACGAGCGCUCCCGAGGAUUCGAGGAAAACUGAAAAAGUCAGCGGUGGUUGCUCAACCGAAGGGCGGGGUCAGGAGGAAACGGGCGACGUGGUGGACGGUGCAACGAACGACGAGAAACGCCGCGAAAUGCCGCCACUGCCGGUUAUCGUGCCCAUCGCGACCUCGACUUUGCUGGACUGCGUCCACGACGAGAUCAACUCAGGACGACCCAUCGAAAUUAGCAUCUCCAAUGGGUUUUCCGCCAAGGGCGAUCAGAACCCGAAACGCCGUCGCAUCGAUAAGGACGCCGCAUCCUUCAACAUGUCCGACAGGAAGUCAAAGAACUGUGCGACCUUCUACUUCAAGCACUUGGACACCGAUUCCGAGGCGGACUGUUGUCUGGUGACCGAGGAAUUUCGCAACGGUGCCGACGACUCGUCCGAAGAGGAGUGGUCCUACAGGACGGCGCGAUCCACGGACAAGAUGGCAGCUCGUGAAGAGGUCAAAACCGCCGAAGAUGUGGCGAACGAUGGCGACUCGAAGGCAGAAAGGUCCGCGCGAAUUAGAUUCGCGUCGAUCCAAGCUGGUGAGGGCGAGGACGGGUCGAAGGGCGAGGUUCUUCCGAAGGAGUCGACGAGGCGCGUCUACGAGGAAGAGAACGAGCAGGAGCGUUGCGAGGUCGAGAGCGAGGACGAGUCGAAGAACGACAAGAUGAGCAUACAGAAGCUCAUCCGAGAGGUUGAGAAGCUCGUUAGGGAAGAGGGUACUGCAGGAAUGUCAAGAACUUUCCCACCUCUGGUCUUCGAAGAGAAAGGACUGGCCAGUAAUAACCGCGCUAAGUACAUCCGUAUAAAGGAAUGGCUCAAGCUCAAUGCGACAAGGCCCCAUGAGGGGAGGUCCGUGACCGAGAACUGGCGUCAGACCAUGGACAGCUGCGAUGCGAGCGGAGAGUACACUACGGGUGAAUCGGACGUGGACAAGCAAUCGGUGUCUUCGGAGGAUCUGCACAGCAGUGUGGUGACGUAUCGUCGAUUGGAUGGCACCUUAGGAUGCACCUCGCAGUCGAUUUCCCAGGAAGUGAUCGACGAUGCCGACAAGACGCCCAUCGAAGACGGGCAUCAGCCGCUUCUAGAGACCAGUACUCCGAAAGUAAUGAUGCGCUCGAACCGAAAGUGGAAUGGUCCCAGACCAUGGAGCGUAUCGUGUAUUUCCCAGCUAGCUAACCAUUCCAAUUUGGCUGAGACCAACGAUCCGAUUUCGCAGUUUUCCAUCUCCGAGAGCGCACUUCAUCAGCUGGUUGCGACACUUCCCACCAAGUCCGUGUCCCUUGAUGCAACAGGGUCUUGCUUGCCGUUUGACAACUCCUCGUCAACGUUGCUCGAGGAGGCUGCAGUCGGUCGUGACGGCAGUAUACUCAAGAGUAGUUCCGUCCGCAGGAAGAAGAGUAAAUCGCGCAAGAAGAACCUGAAUCGCAAGAGCGAGUCCAGCUCGGAAGGUGCAAACGCGAAUCCCCAUUCCGCCGGAAGUGACGGGUGCUCGAACCACCAACGCUCCUCGCGCAAAAACAAUACGAGCCGAGCUGCCCACGCGAAUCCGAUGGAGUGCCACAGUCAUUUAACCACUCUUGUCAAGUCUGGCUCAUUCUCGGGCUGCACGGCCCGCCAGCAACUCUUCAUGGAAAAAAGCACCGUAGGUGGGAGCGCGCCGUUCUCUCGUUCCUCUCGCUGCAAAUGGGACGCCUCUACCUCCGAGGAAGAGCGUGUCGAUUCCGCGGAUUAUCCUGCCUACCAAAACAAUCCUUUGUUGGAGGGACAAUCGAACGCGGACAGCGACGUGGAGAAGAACAGCCUUGGGAACAAUUCGUUCUCGGAACAAGCGUGGGAUAAUUACCAGGAGAAGUACAUGAGUGAGCCGUAUAGCGAAGUACCUGAUCUCGAAGCAGCUAGUAAGUUGCUGGAUUUCGGAGACGACUACAGAAACUUUCUGGACAGUCAGUCGGAUUGCGCGUCCAGCAUGAGCGCUGUUCAUGGUAAUUCACCGCCGAUGCCUAGACGUCGUAUUCAUCAUAUUUUAACUGAAUCGACCGAAGACAGUGACAGUGACAGCGACGCCGAUUACAUUUGUAAUUUGCUAGAGAAGUCUCAUUCCCAGCUCUUGAUGUCAGAAAAUAUCAUCCUAAGGGCAAAUGGAGCACCGCCUUCGGGUAAUUGGAUCGAGGUGGAGUCUGCGUGCAAAGAGAAUAUCAGGUGUUUGAAUGCAGUUUUGGCAGCUACAGAUCACGCUUUCCCACUUGGAAAAAAUGUGAAGCAAAUUCAUGAGCUCAUUAAAAAAUGGGAAACGUUAUCUACUCGAACGGAGGAAGUGCGGCUGGCAAACGAUCUUCAUCGAGACAUGGCUAAAAUGUGCCUCGAGUUACGAGCAGUACAUGACAGACUUGUUUCUUACGAAAUCGUUCUGGAACAACAGCACCUUCUAGAUGAGCGCAUUCAUCAGGUUACGAACGAACUGACCACCUUGAGGGAUCGUAAGACGGCUAUGCUCGCGUUGAACGUAUCGGCGCAUCGGUUGAUUGUGGACUCCACCGUAUCCGAGUCAGCAACAGUUUCCACUCUAAAGGAUGAUGUAGCUGACUUGUAUCGUAUUUGGGACGAAGUCUUCCAAAAGGGCAACCAGCAACUCAUGACGUUACAAGCCGUUCAGCAGUUCAGCGUGAAGUUCAACGAACUGCAGUGCGCUUUGCAAAGGGAUAAGGACACCCUUUCCGUGUUGAACGUCGCGCUUCAAUCCGGCGUCACUUCAGACGUCGCCUCUUCCGUGCGCGAAGUGGCUCGUCUGCUUUCGGAGAAGCAAGAUGCUUCUUGCAAGAACGGCACCGGCCCGGGUAGCGUCGCAACGGAGGGAACCAACAUGGUCGUCCUGGCGAACACCGGCGCGCUAAUAGUGACGGGCACGCUCGCGCACGAGGGCGGCUCCCUUUCCGACAGCGGGAUCUCCGACAGCGGAAGUGAGCAAGAAUUGAGCGAGCGAGAGAGGCGUCUGGCGGCUCUUCGCGGACUGAUUCGCGUUUUGGAGGCCCAGCUGACCCCGGGCAGCGUCGCCCUGGUCGACCUCUCCAAGAGGGUCGAGGACGUGGAGGCGGAGCUCCGCAACCUGCAGAAGCAGUGUCGGCAUCUGAUCGUGCAGACGGCCGUCACCGCCGAGGCACGCUCCAAGGGUCAAUCUCUUGGCCAGCUCGAAGCAGAUCUCACCCAGAACAUCAAGAAGGAGUCCAAUCGCCCGAAGAGGAACGCAUCAAAAUCGGAGCACCCGAUCCGGGGACGACCACCUGGUGGCUUGGCCGAUGAUGACCCAGAAGACGACCCCGGUGAACCAACCAGCUGGAUUUGGCGAGUCCUUCGAUCGGCCCUGCCAUUCCAACUGGCUCUUGUUGCCCUCUUCUGUGCAGCCUACCUUUUGGAGCCACACUGCUGCGAGGCCUCGAACACCUUAAAUCUCUACCUGACUCCCCAGCUGAGAUACGUUCGAGGACCACCUCCGGUAUGAAGGAGACCAAAUGCCGAACGAAAGAUGACUCGCCAGUCAUUGGUAGUUGUAAGACUCUGCCGACAAAUUGGGGAAAUGGGACGGAGACAUCCGGAUCCACCUUGGUCGGGUUUGGCCUUUUGGUUAGUUGGAUCAGUCAUUCUGCAGCAGGCUGGUAGAUCUCGCUGGGGGAAGUGGCUGGACUUGGUGGUUUUUCGAAAAGGAGCUCGAAAUGCGAGGCACUGGGUUCCUCUUGUAGGUAUCGUAUGUGAUUCUUAUGUUUUGUCAAAGAUAUCUACAAGUUUGGACUCGUGUCUCUGUGUCAAGUUUGUGCGACGAAGUCUCUUCCAGUCUUCUGGAAGUACCAAUUGAUGUUUGGUACAAGGCGAGUCGUCGCUGGCCUGUGUGCAGAAGUUUGGAUACGGUCCUGAUAAUGGCGGCACCCUGGAGUGCGAUAAUGUCUAGUGGUCGUCACUCGUGGUUGUUCCUGCUGGAGUCACACGGUCUGGCUCGGAAUGAUCGGGAAUGUUUAUCAGUGGAUUUAUUCUCUGAUAGUACACUGUUUGCUAAACAGCUGGGGAGGCGUUUGGGAGGAGAUUCGGGUUCAGUCGCUGAACUGAUGUAGGCGAAGUUGUCCAAUUGUCUGUUGGACAAAUAUGGCAACCAUUAACGACUGUCUUGUAUACCAAGACUUCUGGUGUACUCGGUACACUUGUAUGUAAAACACGGGUUUACAUUUUCGUAGGUCAUCCGAUGAUGACGAGUGGUAGGCGCUUUUAACAUCGCUGUAAUUGCGUUUUGCAGUCAAUUAUCAUUGAAGGCGUCAUGCGGGAAAUGAAAUUUCACACUCCAGGAUGGGACUUUUUAUACGACUUUACAAGGGGAUUUGCAUUGUAGGAAAAGGGAGUGCUACUUCUUAUCGGCACCGGGUUUUGAUAAUGGCAGUUCUUAAUGAAUUAAUGGUUCGGUGUUUUCAAUUUGUGAAUUUCAUGAUAUCAUGAUUAUCAUUCUUUACAUCUCGUACAAGAUGUGACUUGACUCGAUUGAUCCGAGAUCUACUUCGGCUGCCAUAUGUUGUACUAUAAAUGAGAAUUUAAAUGUAAUCAACUCGUUUCAGGUGAUUUUAUUCGAGUAUCUGAAUAUUUAAUCUCUUUUGUCUCUUUUUCAAGGGUACGUUGAGAUUUGGUUUAAAGUGUUGAAGGUCCGUAACAUCAAAAGCUUUGCAUCGACGUUACUAUAGCAAUUUUCUUGUAGACUGUUAAACUGAUCUCUGUUUUAUUUAUUUUUAUUUAUGCUCUCCUAGAGACUCUUCUACCGCUUACCUAUCAAUAGUAUACAGGGUAAUAUCACCGGAACACUAGCCGAAAAUGGUCGUUCUUUUGGAUUUUUUCCUACCCGUGUUGUCACAAUCUCAAACGGGAAUUACGUAACAAUGCAAGACGUAACAGAUUCUUACGAGGUCUUUUUAUUUUUUUCAAUCUUAAGAAAUAUUCUGAUGACUUUUUUUCUCAAUCUUAAGAACUCCAUAUGUUUACGAGGAAACGUGGCAAGGAACAUCCCUUGUGGAGAGAGAAAAACAUGGAAUGAUUUGUCAAUGUUCACACAUUAAUUUAUUAAUUUUUAUUCGCAGUAUACUUUUUAAAUGUUAUAUAUCCUCUUGAAGCAUCUUGUACGAGACUAAGACCGAUUAGAUUAGACCUAUGCAGACAAGAUCCGACUGAAAUGAACAUAUUACUUCUUACAGUCUUAGCUGUAUUUUGCUCAUAUUAGAUCUAAUCAGAUUAGGCCGUAUCAGAUACGGCAAUAUGUAGGCACGUCUAUAAGAAAUGUAUUUCAGUUGAAUCUAGUCUGGCGUGGUCUGAUCCGCUGUACUGUAACCAUAAUUUCAAUGUUUAUGUCCUGUAAAAUGCAUUUGCAUUCAGAGCGUAAUCAUUAUUAAGGGGAUCUUCUAGUCUAGAGGACCGUAUUUCAGUUUCUCUAUAAAAUUAAGUUAACAAGAAGUUAUAUAGUUCUUUUACCAUGAAUUUUAUGAACAAAUAUUUCUUGGUGUUUUGAUAUAUUUUAAAAAUGUUCUCAUCUGUAAAUACGGACAGUGAUUGGAGGUACAGGUAAUCGAAUAGACCGCGAUCAAAGAGACGUUUUCUUCCGGCGUAUAUCAGGUAGUAGAUUUAUAUUAAAAAGGAAUAUAGAAAAAGUCACAAAAUGGCGGGACUUUGAAAUUUGAUUUUGGAUUAUUCGACCUUUGUGAUCUUAAAUGGCUGGAAAAUUUUCUAAACAAAAUAUUUCGACUUAAUUCUGUUGCCUCCUAGAAGUGCAUGUUUUCCGAAGGUGUACGAAAAAGUUGGACCAAAUUGGUCCAAUAGAACAUUAGAUUUAUCGUGUAUGCCGUCAUGUAAAACGUCGUUCAGAAGAAAACGGAUUUUAAAUUUUUCGGUUCCGAUGAAAUGAACAUGCUUCUGCAUACUUUUACUCACAGCUAAUUAGCCAGACCAGGACUGUAAAGGUAAUUUCUCCUCGCCGAAAGAAGUUCUUUCUAGGAGUACAAAUAUCUUUAACGUCACAAACACUAUUAACUCAGUUGCGAUUUAUUAAUUUAUGCACGCUAGGUGUGUCGCGCUCUUUCCUGCAGACCUUUACAAUUCUUUUACGUUUGCGAAUUGAAGAAGAUUGCAGGUUCUUUUUCGGAAGCUUAAAUUAUCCGAAGUUGCACUAAAUAAUCUGUUUUUCCAGACUUCUAGACUAGAAGACCCCUUCAACGUACAAAAGUAUCUUUUAGAAAGAAAAGGAGAGAACGCAAUAUUGUGGAAUUGCUCAUGAAGUGGGAAACCUCAAUGUAUGUUUCGGAGUAAUGAUUUGAAGCUCCGAAUGGAUCAUAGUGCCUAUCUACGUGAGGACAAUACGAUGCAGUCACUGACAAGGGAUAGACUUUUGUCAAUUUGAAGUGCCUGUUAAAUUAUCGCUGCCAUUACGCAAUUUUUCUAAUAGUUUCGGCAAUCGUAUGAAUAAUUAGUGUACUAUAGGCAAAUCGGAAAGGGGGGACUCUUAUAGAUCUGAAUAAAAGACAACGAGAGAAAAAUAAUUUUGGCAUAGAAAUAGCGUAAAUACCACGUAUUUAUGCAUUGAUGCUCGUUAAAAGAAUUAGAAGUGAAUUAGAAAUCGAAACAGAUUGAAAAAGUCUAAUACUUAAUGUAAGAUUCGAAGGAGGAAGUACUACUUAGGCGUUUUCUUUGCAUUGAAUUCGUGCAGGGUUUGACACGAGGUGUAGAAUUAUAUGAAUAAUGUUGAAGAAGGAGUUUUGUACGAGUUUCUCAAGUAACUUAUAUUUAUCAAAAUAAUACCUCAUAAAGUAUAGUUAGACGCUGCACGGCCUCAUAACAUUUGCACAGUAAAUUAACCAAAAAAUGCACAAUAGAGUAAUCGCCAAGGAAUCAAAGUUUCAUAAUUCUUUCCACAAAAUUUUCAUUUUUUUAUCAUAUAAAUAAUCUAUGAAAAUUCAAGGGUGAUUCGACGACAUUUAAAAUUACUUCUAAAUAUUAAAACGAAAUUAUGUAAAUUUAAUAUUUCAUUAAGUAUAAAAUUGCCAAAAUAUACACCAUGAUGCGUUAUCGAAACAAGCUCGAGGAGGAAUAAAUAUAAAAAACGACAAUUAUAAAUGGUAAUUAAUGUUUGCAAUGAGUUAAAUCAUAUCCUUUAAAGAAGUAUUAAAUGUCGUUCGACAACAUUAGUUUUUUCUGCACUAUUUCUGUGAUGAAAUUAAUGAAAAAUGCUCAAGCAGGAAGAAAGUUGGAAUAUUUGAUUAUUCGGUAAUUACUUUAAUGUGCUUAGGUUCACAAUGAAAAGCAAUCGGAUUGCUGAUUAAUGCAGGAUAUUUCAAUAUAAUGCAGGUAUGUGCCUUUAUACCCUUUCUCUAAAUAUUUAAUAUCUCUACUACGUCUCCAUUGCAAAGUAGAAACAUUAAGGUGUUAUGAAAGUGUCAUUGUACAUGUAUAUCUGAGAGGUUAAUCGUUUACGAAAUAUUUCUCCGAACCUAAAGUACCGAUUCGUUUGAAACUUUAUGAAACGUGAAUAUGGAAGCCCCAAGGAAGGUACUGAAGCUCAUGAAACGUUAUUUUUUUAUAAAAAAAAAUGUAUCUAUCAAGGACUAGAAUUUUGAAGGCUUAGAAUCGAAAACGAUGAAAGUUUCAUGACCUAGCUUGACAAUUUAGAAUACUAUGGUAAUUGAAUAUUACAGAGUCAGAUGAGAAAAUAUGGGAAAUACUUUCAUGAACGACUGCAAAAGAAUGCUGGCUUGCCUCGUGGGUAACACGUGUUUUUGAGAGCAAAAAUUUAGUUGCAGCUGAACGUCACAGAUGGCGACGUUGGUCCAAUAGAGUAUCAAAUAUCAUGUAUUCAGGGGAAUUCUUGAGUUUUAGUUCGAUCUCUUUACAAUCAUUCUAUUCUGCAUAAUUCUCCAUGUGGAACGCAACAGACGUAAACAUUAAUAUUAAUGUUGGUAACGUGGCGUGCCCACUUAUGUUACCACGUCGGUAUUCAAAAUGGCGUUACCACCGAGAAGUGCAUAGAUAAAUGUUACUUUAUCACCGUCGAUUAAAUUUCUCAAUACCUUUCAUAUCACCUUAAUAGAUGUGCUCCAAAUUCUAUGUAAACUGCAUAUACUAAACUGACAGAUAUACAAAGAACGACUAUACCGAUUUUCCAUUUAAGGAUUAAAGGUUAUUUCAUUAUAAUACAUGUCCUGCAUUUUUACCUAGGAAUAAUUCGCACGAAGCAAUGUCUUUGGAGUUGAUUAGCCGAAAUCAAAGUAAUGAUCACAAUUGUACAAUUGUGGCAAUUUAUUAAGAGCAGGAAUGUAUAACGACUAGAUGGUUAUGUCAUCGAACCAUAAAGCUAUCUAUCGACAGAUUCGAAGUUUGAGGUCGCUUUUAUGAUGUGUUGAUAAUUUGAAGCACGAACAAAGACUGCGAGACUCGUGAGAGAAAAGCUACUUAAUUGGGUUGCAGGAAGUAAACAACAUUUUUUACAAUAGCAUGUUUGUUUCAGAGACCUAAUUGUUAUAUAAAGUUUUAAAACUUAAUGUUCACCAGUAAGUGGUCAGAAAUUUAAAAUGUCCCAUACAAUUCAUAUACUUAAAAUACGUUUACGAAUAACGCAAUCAUUACUUUUUACCCCAGGAACAUGAUUUUCAUAUAAGAAAAUUUAACGUGGAAUGCGUUUAACGAGUCGGUCUUAUGCAGGGCAAAGUACUGAAAAUGUAGAAAUCUGUUUCCAAGAAUUCUUUGGAAUUAAAUAUUGAAAGUCUAAUUACCCUCUGCCAUAGAAGGACUGCAGAUUGCAAUGCUAUUCGAACCGAAUGAAGUUUCAAUGCACAAUGUGUAGAUAGAGACUAUGCAGCAAAUAGAGGUACGUUAGUUUCGCACCUUUCGUUUCCUUUUUCCAUUGGGUCGUACGUCUGGAUAGUUAUUUUUGUGUGCCAAUUGUUAGUCAGCUUUACACCGAUGGCCGUUCCGCCGAAUCAUCCGGCCGCGUCAAUUAUUUUCCUAAUAUUUAUAAAGUGCAACUUUAGACUUUUAGCGAGAGGGGGAUUUGAACUUCUUUCACUUAGAUCGAGUGAACUAAGGCUCGAGAAUGAAACGAUGCAUAAGGCUUUGCACUUAUCGACAUACUACUUGGUUCAUUCAAUCAAGUACUUACGCAUGUGUUCGCCGUAAUGGUAAUAGUGACGAUUGCUUAGAUAGAUGUGAAUAGCCUACGUACACAAAUCAACACAAUGAACGUCGGCCACCGUCAGCAGUGAAAAAUUGAUCAACAAAUGAAACGGGACACUUGAACCAGUUAACUUUCAUUUUUAAAUUCACGUUCCAAACGGUAUACAUUAAUAAUAACAUGAAAUACAUGAUAUUGGAUUGUCCGGGAAGUUCGUGUCGAUUUUCGAUAAGUGGCAUCGGGACUUAAAAAUCGGCACGAACUUUCCAAACAACCCAAUAAAAGAAAAAAUUAUGUUUUUUAACACGUCGAUAGGAGAUAUCUGUGAUUUGAUCUGCUUUCAUUUUUUCAUCAAUUUUUCCUCAUUAAAUAGCACCUACGAUAAUUUACGUCGCUCAAUGGAGCAAUUAGCCUCCGCUAAUGGAACCUCUUACCGGGUUUCAUUGCGAGAACACUGGUAGUAUUUUACAAAGCAUUAGCCAUCCUAGAAUCCGCAUUACGUGCAAUCGAACGUACUGGACAAAGUACUUCUCCCCGAGACUACGCGAACUAAUCGCAAUGUAAUUUAUUUAUUCUUAUCGACGGACUCCACGAGGUGUCAACUUCUUUGACAAGAAGUUCGAUCCAGAUUUGAAGUAAACGCUGCAUUUAAGGUAUGUGUCGUUAAACGCAGGGCCGUUUCAACUGCCUUAUCUACACGUAAUAAUGUAUAUAAAGUACCUGAACAUAUAUAUAUAUAAAGAGUAUAAUAUACUUACGAGACAUAAAGCGAUGAAAUAUUAUAUUUAAAUGUAAGUAUUAUAUAAAUAUAUAAAUAUAUAUGUAUACAAGUGCCGGUAGAAGGCUACGAUCGCGGUGACGAUCAUUAAGUUCGUCUUUGAGUGUAUUUUUACACUUUGUUCAUGAGUUGUAGACUCACUCUACAAUGGAAGUUUCACUUUCCAUUGGUGAAAGGAAAACGAGGGCCUAUACUGAUACGUUUCUUCUUUUGUAGAGUCACAGGACUUGAGAACAAACCGCUGUGUAAAAUGGUUUUAGUUUAUUUAUAAUUCAUAAGUUCGGCCUUCAUUACAAUCGUUCGAUAAUCGAUAGUGAAAGCUUAAUCAGUGUACUAUUUUAAGCAUAUCCAGUCGUAAGACGCUUCGACGAGGAAUUUUGUGCCAAAAAUUAAGAAAAUAAUCAUUUGUUUUUCCAAAGUUGUUGGCCAUGCCGGCUGUUUUUAGAAAAGUACUGUAAUGUUAAGCCCUCGUUGCACGGUUGAUUUGUUUUCAUUUACGACAGAAAUGCUCGUCCACCGAAUUAACGUAUCAGUGACUUAUCGUGGACUUGGUUUACACUUUUGUACGAGGUUUGCACUCUAAGAUUUUAACUCACAGAUGCUUGCUCGAAAGAAGCGCAUUAUUCGAAACGAUACAUUGUACCUCGUAAUGAGACAAUAAUUUUCGUUUGGAAUUUUGAAGAUCUGUUUUUAUUUUUACUUUAUUUUAUCAGUGAUCUAAGUCAAACCGGAGUUGGUAGCGUUAGUACCUGUUUCAGGCUGGAUUUAAUAUCUUGCUGAUACUAGCACAAACUUCCAUUGUAGGUCGAGUACGAUAGAAGUAUUACUAUCGUCGGAGGAAAGAAAAAAGGAAAAAAAAAGAAUUCGUUAGCUGUAUCUCUUUUUCUAUCGACUUAAUAACAUAAACGUGUACCAGAUUAACGAAACGGCAGCGAAUUCGUUCGUAGCUGUUUCUUCAUAUUGGUAACGUUAACAUGACUUGAACCUAAGCUUGUGCAAGUGCGAUACGUAUAUAUAUAUAUUUUUUUUUCUUCAACCUUUUCUAUCGCAACUUAUAAUCUUCGACUUGCUUAUUAAUAUAACGAUGAGUCACAGCUUGCGAAACACGGAGAAAAGUAUGUCGCAUUUCUAUCAUAUCACGUAAAAUAUUUUAUAGGUGAUUGAUUUCGGUAAUUUCCCGAUAAUUAUCAAUUUUUUAUAUUAUUUUUAUUCUUCUUGACCAGUGGUACUUUUACGGACAUGUGUGUGUCUUAUUCGAAGCGGAAAUAGAAAACACUUGAAAAAAAAAAUAAUGUUCUUUACUACGUAGGACAUACUUUUCUCCUAAUUAAAUAAAAGCUUUUGUUAAACACCUAGAAAGCACGUAUACCCGAUGUAAAUAUGUAAAGGAAGUCCGGGUCGACGAGUGAGAGGUAAGACUAGCCUGCUUCGUCAUUCGAGGUUUGUUCGAAGAUCGUAGUAUAAGUGCUAAGUACGUCAUUUAAAAGAUAAUUUCGUACCGAAGGACUUAAUGGUUGCUGUGCCAAUUUUUAUAUAUUUUUAUAAACUUUUAGCGAAUAUUCUGACGGAGAGCCCUGACCUCUAACGAUUUUAGAUAAGUAGAAUCUCUUGCACAAACGUUUUAGGACGACAACCGAUUUUUAUAUUUUUGCACUGUCUAAUGAGAACCUAAGCCGGGCAGUACUAUACAUUAUUUUUCUGAAUGACGUAAACUUUAUUCACGGAAUAAAUCCGGGAAAAGAUGAUAUAAAAAACGAAAUCAGGAAAUUUGUAUGUUGGGACUUGAAUGUUCCGGAAGGCUGAACAGUGCAUGUUAACUUUGUUCAUACGAGGGACUAUGCUCCUCAUUUCACGAGCUAAUUAUAACAUUCAUGCAUGGUAUAUGAUUAAGUACGCGAAUUUAAUGACUCGUAAGCUAACCUAACACAAACUAUGCGACUAGGGCGAAAUCGUGACUGUUGUAAAAAAAAUAUAAUUACGAUCAAUUACAAGCGUGUCUUACAAGAGUGUAGUAUCGAGCAUCUAUUGUAUCAAGUGCUUUAUUCGUGUCCACUCGUUUAAUGGCUUUAAUGGUUGAGUAAUGGUAAAGGAGUGAACGAACCUUAGGACGUGAUCAGAGAGGAUAGGUGAAUCAUACAUUUUUUUUAUUAACUUUUCACUAAUUAACGCACCUUGAUUAUUCCGAUAUCGGACGAAUUUUCAUUUCAAGUAAAGUAGGAAAAAAGAGGUGCAAAGUGCGAGUUUAUUUUCUCUGCGUGAGAGUACGUAAAAUAUGAAAGUUCAUUUGAUUUACUUUUAUAAAAAGAACGGUCACUUAUUUGCCUCUGAGCACAUCGUACAAGAUGUCACAAUGAAACGUAAAAAAAAAAAAAGAAAUAAUAAUACAAAUUGGCCGAUAACCCGACCAAUUGUAAAUAAUUCUGAUCGUACAUUUACAUUGACUUUGACGUAAAUUAGAGUAGAGAUACUUGUGUUUUUUACAUGUUCGUAAUAUGCUUAUCGAUAUGCAUGAACGUAAAGAGUAAGGGAUAUCUAAGUAACAGUAUUGCAAAGUAUAAUAAUGCAUGUUGUACAUACAUAGAAGGGUAGCGAAGGCAGGGUGAGAAUGAGAUCGCUAAUGCGUUCGAUUUUCUACUGUAUCGAUAUUAUCACUGCAAUUGAAUUAUGUAUUAUCACAGCACUGGAACGUUCAAGGGCCAAGAGACUUCGAAACGAAACCGUUCGCUCGGACUUCCGAUUCUGAACUUUUCGAGGACGUCGCAGAAACUAGGGUGAUUUUGAGGUCAAUUUAUGUCCUAAGUACUCUUGCCUGAAAUGGCUUUUUAUUUUCCACAUCGUUCUUUUUUUUCUUUUUUACAGCGAUAUAACGUCAUGAUCAAAAAACUAGGAUUUCGAGGCUCUAGAAACUUGCCGUGAUCCUCCACCCUUGGUAGGCACUAACAGGACUUACCGAAUUAAACUUUUCCUUCUUUGUCAUAGUAGAAUCAAAUGGGUCAUUUUCUAGACAAUCGAAAUCCGAGAUUUAGCAACUACUUACCGAUAGCAUUUCUUGCGCUUGCGAUUUAUUAGGAAUCAGCCGAGAAGUUAAUUUAAAACAAUGAACCCGAGGUACGACCUGCCAGCAGUAAGUGGCACCCUUUUUUAAACCUGUCGUAGACGUCCAGAACGAACGCUUAGUAGCUACUGCGAUAUUCGACAGGACGCUAAAUCGAGGUGGGAGAGAAGUAGUAUUUUCAAAUGUUAACCGGCCUCUCUUUCGUUUUAAAGGAAAGGUUUUAAGACACUGGCCCACGGGUCAUGAGAACUCCCAACGUUGUUAACCCCCGACACGUACUACAGUUAAACUAGGUUUGACGUUUUACUUUCGUGAACUAUGUUUAAGCAUUUGGAUGUUCUUUUAAGGAAUAAAACUUGUUUUGGAAGGAAA
Molecule: messenger RNA, 13910 nt
Organism: Orussus abietinus
Lineage: Eukaryota; Metazoa; Arthropoda; Insecta; Hymenoptera; Orussidae
Exons: 15
Cellular component (GO): membrane
Source: RefSeq, a predicted model, not a curated record